Messenger RNA from Zootermopsis nevadensis, 4642 nucleotides. RefSeq names its product vacuolar protein sorting 39 (gene Vps39). Gene Ontology annotation, cellular component: cytoplasm; membrane. NCBI's taxonomy places the organism in Eukaryota, Metazoa, Arthropoda, Insecta, Blattodea, Termopsidae. Gene Ontology annotation, biological process: endosomal vesicle fusion; autophagy; intracellular protein transport. The record is from RefSeq and is a predicted model, not a curated record.
AGGUGGCGAUUCUAUAGCCAAAUUAAAUAUGGCAGAAUCAUGGGAUUGACGUGUGGUUAUGAAUUUACUUGCAAUGUUCAUAUUGUGGGAUUUUUAGUAGUCAUUGGUACAUAGGUAGUGUUUGUGGUAAUGAUUUAUGUAGAAUUUUUUAUUUUCGGUUUUCUCAAAUGAUAUUUAAAUACUGCUUACAUUACAAGUCCAAAAUUAGCCGAGAAUGCACGAUGCAUAUGAGCUCGCCCAGUUGCUUAAGUUAACAGUCCAGAUAGAAUCUAUUACAGCUUAUGAUGACAAUUUGCUGGUUGGAACACAUCAGGGCCACUUGUUAAUGUACAGUGUUGGAUGCCGUAAUGGGGAUCAGAAGCCUGACGUACAACUGUUACGCUAUAAUAAAAAUUUUAGCAAGAAACCAAUUCAGCAAUUGGCCGUUGUUCCAGAAUACCAACUUCUUAUUAGCUUGUCAGAUAAUGUUAUCUGUGUUCAUGACAUGACAAUAGUAAACUUCCCAACAGUAACAGUAGUUCAGCGAACUAGGGGUGCAACAUUAUUUACUUUGGACAUCAAGAAACAUACUUCACUGACAGGAGAGACAUCUGUGUUGGUGCGAAUGUGUGUGGCUGUGAAACGAAAGCUUCAGCUUUUCUAUUGGAAGAACAAUGGUUUCUUGGAUUUGCAUGAUGAUCUUACUGUAGCAGAUGUUCCACGUGCUCUGGCUUGGUGCCAAGAAACAAUCUGUGUUGGCUUCAAGGGUGACUACUGUCUGAUGCAGCUUUCUGGGCAACAGCAUGACCUAUUUCCAACAGGCAAGCACCCAGAACCUAGCAUCACUAAGCUAUCUGAUAACACAUUUGCACUUGGGAAAGAUACUCAGUCCAUAUUCAUGAACACCGAAGGUGACCCCAUACAGAAAUAUGCAGUCAGAUGGUCUGAGGUGCCACUUGCCAUUGCUUAUGAUGAGCCAUAUCUAUUGGCUUUGCUGGCUGACUGUGUUGAGAUCCGGACAGUAGAACCCUGCUUGUUCAUUCAGUCUGUGACAGUUCCAAAGCCAAGGCUGGUUGUUCGCUGUCGUCAGGGUCUGGUAUAUGUAGCAUCAGUAAGUCAUGUAUGGUGUCUGCAGGCAGUUCCGCUUGCACGACAGAUCCAUAUUCUUCUGGAAGACAAACAAUUCCAACUCGCACUAAAACUUACAAACAUAUCAGAUGAGUCAGAUGAGGAGAAGUCUAAGAACAUCUACCAGAUUCAAACUCUGUAUGCAUUCGACUUAUUCAACAACAAACAGUUUCAUGAAUCCAUGAAGGAGUUUUUGAAUCUAGGAACAGACCCAUAUGAAGUGAUCAGACUGUUUCCAGAGCUGCUGCCUCAGCAAUCUCGUGGACAUCAAGAGUUGGAGCAGCGCCCAAAAUUGCAGGACCGUGACCUGGAAAACGGCUUGCUGGCCCUUAUUGAAUUUCUUACUGAGGUACGACACAAGCCCAUGAAGGACACAAAGUUGAAUACAGAGAGCAGCCAGCAGAACAGCAUGACCCACAAGUCAACACAGCAGCUCCUGCAGAUCAUAGACACAACUCUGCUGAAAUGCUACUUGCAGACAAAUGAUGCUCUAGUUGCUCCUUUGCUGAGGCUAAAUCACUGUCAUCUGGGGGAGACCGAGAAGACACUGAAGAAACACCAGAAGUAUAGCGAACUUAUUAUUCUUUACCAAACCAAGGGGCUGCAUCGAAAGGCUUUAGAGCUGCUUCAGAAGCUGGCAGACCACCCUGACUCCUCUCUCCACGGAUAUGAGCGCACUCUGCAGUACCUUCAGCAUCUUGGAAAGGAUCACAUAAAUCUGAUGCUGGACUUCGCUGGUUGGGUUUUGGAGGCUAACCCUGAGGAGGGUCUCAAGAUGUUCACAGAGGACAUUGCUGAAGUAGAGCAACUGCCACGUCCAAAGGUGUUGGAUUACCUGCUGCGAACACAUAAGGAUCUUGUCAUCCCAUACCUGGAACAUGUAAUACAUGUAUGGGAGGAUUCAAACUCUAUCUUUCACAAUGCUCUUGUGCAUCAAUAUCGAGAACGCUAUCAGCAGCUCCUAGUGACUUCUUCCGAAGAAAGACAGAAGACACGUGCCAAAUUACUGCAGUUCUUGGAGACAUCUUCACACUACACUCCAGAGACUGUGUUUGUACACUUUCCAUAUGACUGCUUAUUUGAAGAAAGAGCCAUUGUGCUAGGGAAGCUUGGUCGACAUGAGCAAGCCCUAGCCAUAUACUUAAGCACCUUGGGAGAUGUGCCUCGUGCUAUACAGUACUGUGAUAAGGUGUACAGCCAAGGAAAAAAGAUGUUAAUAACCCCACCAAACAACAGCUGGCUUGUAAUUGGAACUCCCUCUUCGACAGUGCCUUGUCCACCACCAUCAGACCUUGAGACUGCACUCUCCCUCCUGGAAGAACAUGCCAGCAAGAUUCACCCUAUGAAGGCUCUCAGUGUUCUGCCUGACAGGGUACCACUGGGGCGAAUCAGACAGUUCCUUGAGGUUAGCCUGCAGAACAAGCUAAAUGAGCGCAGGCGGUCUCAGGUGUUGAAGGGACUGUUAUAUGCAGAGCAUUUGCAGGUGCAAGAGCUAAGAAUGAGUUAUGAAUCACAGAGCAUCCUCAUGACGGAAUUCAAUGUGUGUCCAGUUUGUAAGAAGAGAUUUGGAAACCAGAGUGCUUUUGCUCGCUAUCCCAAUGGUGACAUUGUGCAUUAUUCUUGUCAAGACAGGAGAUCGUAGCUUUGUAUUUGCUUUUGCUGAAUUUACCAAAGACUUUCAAAAGUGAUGAAUUAUUCUCAUGUGCUGAAUGCAGCAUUAAAAGCAUCAGCAUGGAAGUUGUAAUGGCCCUGAACGUAAUUUGUAAAGACAUACAAUGUCCAGUAUGGUUCAGAUGGACUAUUUGGAUUGUGAAGAAGAGGCAUUUGUGAUACUUUGGGUAAGCACUAAAAGAGCAUAGUGCACAAUCAUAGUCUUUGUAAAAGUUAAGUGAUUGAUUUCAAAAGUCUGUUUCAGAAAAUUGUCUGUCCUGUUUUAUAGGAUAUGUUGUGUAGCUGUGGCACAGAGAAACAGACAUCUUGAUAUAUAUGACAGAGCAGUCACCCACAUUUUCAAAUACCCACAAAGUGUAUUUACUCACAUAAUUUAUGCACCAAUACUUUCAGACAAGAUGUUUUGGGGGAGGAGAAAUAUGGAAGUCUUACCUUCAUAUCUUGACCCCAAAUUUUUUGUUAAGUAGCUAAGUAUGUAAGUAAUUAAUCAUGUAAUUUGUGCCUUCAUAUAAUGCUUGCUCCAUAAUUUAUAUACUAUUAGGCAGAAUAGACACAAGUUGAGGUUUCUGAAAUAACGGAUACAAGUGUUUGUGUUAUAAAGAUUGUUUCACAUUGUUUGUGACUACAUCUAUAUAUUCUUCCCACUUGACUUUAUUUUCUGUUCUUCCAAGCUAGCAGAAAGGGCUGUAUUGUAAUUUAAAUAUAUUCAGUCGACUGUUUGAAGACAAAGACGGGCACUGGUGAUGUAAAACAACAGAUUCUAGGUUAGUCUAAACAUCGACUCCCACCCCCCAUUUCUGACUAGGAAUACCUGCUGCUGUUGGACAGCGUCAGCAUAUAAUACUUUUACACAGGAGGGUUCUAAAUUAUACAGGAAAGUUUCCUUUUUACACACUUUUAUCAGUAUUGUGCAACUGUAAUUUUCUCAACCUCAAUUUUACAUGUAAAAUGAUACCCUAUUGAAAGUAGUGUUCACAUAUUUUAUGCAUCACAAGUUUCUGACAUGAACAUUUGGUUACAAGAGAGUGUAAAUUAUGUGAGUAAAUAUGUUAUUAUAUCAGUGUCUUCAAAGAAUUUGACAGAAGAAAUAUAUUCAUGUUACAGUGACUACCAACCUCCUCUCAGAAAAAAAUGUAUCUGUAUUUCUUGUAAGUACAUUCAGAUGUAAAGUACAGUGGAACCUCAAUAUAAUGCAGGUGUUGGAGGACAGCUUCAGUGCCCAUGUUAUAAGCUCUCUGUUGACAAGUCUAUGAUGAAAAUCAUGUAAUCGCUAUAUAACUGGGCGCAUAAUAUCAAGGUUCAUCUGUGCAGUCAACUUUUCCAUCUGAGUAAAUUUUAUUAUAAAAUAUAUAACGCAGUAUGCCUACAAUGGCUGGGGCUAGAGUUGUCAAAACAAUUUGUUUACAGAAAAUGCUUAUAAUGCUAAUGUUUCAUGUGGUUUCUUGGGUGCAGAACAAGAGAAUGAGAUACUACUAAAACAGAAUUCUUAGAAUCCUCAAAUAAGUUUAAAAUUUUUAUGCAGUAGACUUCUUUCACAAAAGAUAGUAAAUUCUAAACGUGUAAUAAAAGUUUCUCUGCUAUUUUCAGUGUCAAAUAUGUAUUGUGUUAUUUGGAGGGGGGAGGGGACAUUGUUAGGCAAAUAUUCCUUGUAACUGAUGAUACAGUGACUGAUUAAGGCAGGCUAGCAGGACAGUGGUGUUUGUUAUUUAUACUUUUAUAAAUAAUCUGCUAACUACAAUGUACUCUUCUGUCUCUUCUCCAUACACAUGAGUAUGCUAUGUACAGUUAAACUGAGUGACUGUGUCCUUACAUAUAUGUAUAUAAGAUAAAAAUACACCUCAGUUUAUAAUAUUUAAAGCUGAAA